GCGCGGCGGCGCUGGAGAGGCGCGGUCCGAGAAGCCAGCGGCCGGAGAAGGGGCUCCAAGAAGCACAAGUUGGCGCUGGCCCCGAACCAGGCUGUUGUUGUUCUCAACGUGGUCCGCCAUGAAGCUAUAAAAAGCCGAGAGAAGCGCCCUCCCGCCAGAGCGCAGCGCGCACGCCCAGCGAGUUCCAGAGGCGCCAGUGGAAGCUGCGGCGGCGGUGUCUCGCGUUCGGCGGGAUUUCUCUUCGCUCCGGCUCGGCCUAGGUCUGCGUCCCCAGCUCCAGCCGCCGGCUCGGACUCGGUCUCUGACCCCCAACUCGGUCCCCUAGUCCGGCCCCGGCUCCGGGCCCCCCAACCCUCGCUCCGGCCCGGCCCGGCCCCCACCCCAGCCCUGCCGCCCGGCCCCAGGCCCGGCCGCGGCCGCUCCCGCCUGGAGCCGCCGCGCGCCCCCAGCCCCCCUGCACCCCCUCGGCCCCUCGCCUUCCUCUUCCCGGCGCGGCCCCCCGGCUUCCGCGCGCCGCCCGCCACCAACCCUCUUGCUACCAUGUCCGUGGAGCUCGAGGAGGCCCUGCCAGUGACGACCGCCGAGGGGAUGGCCAAGAAGGUGACCAAGGCUGGCGGCUCGGCGGCGUUGUCCCCAUCUAAGAAGAGAAAGAAUAGCAAGAAGAAGAACCAGCCGGGCAAGUACAGCCAGCUGGUGGUGGAGACCAUCCGUAGGCUGGGCGAGCGCAACGGCUCGUCGCUGGCCAAGAUCUAUACCGAGGCCAAGAAGGUUCCGUGGUUCGACCAGCAGAAUGGGCGCACCUACCUCAAGUACUCGAUCAAGGCGCUGGUGCAGAACGACACGCUUCUGCAGGUGAAGGGCACCGGCGCCAACGGUUCCUUCAAGCUCAACCGCAAGAAGCUGGAGGGCGGCGGGGAGCGGCGCGGAGCCCCGGCGGCCGCCACCGCCCCGGCCCCCACCGCGCAGAAAGCGAAGAAGGCAGCCCCGGGCGCGGCCGGCUCCCGGCGCGCGGACAAGAAGCCCGCCAGGGGCCAGAAGCCGGAGCAGCGCUCGCACAAGAAGGGCGCUGCCGCCAAGAAGGACAAAGGCGGCAAGGCCAAGAAGACGGCGGCCGCCGGGGGCAAGAAGGUGAAGAAGGCGGCCAAGCCCAGCGUCCCCAAAGUGCCCAAGGGCCGCAAGUGAGCGUGUCGGCCGGUCAGAGCGGCCGGCGUGGGCUUUUCGGUGUUUUUGUUUUUCUACCCCAAGUGACGUAGAUUUUGUACGGCUCACCCCGGCCGGGGCCGCGAGGCCUGGUCUGAGCCUCAGGGAGGGGCCCCGGGUCCUCUCAGUCUUUCCCCUCCCCCAACGAUGUAGCGUUUUUCGUUGUUUGCUUUAGGUUUUUGAAACAGCCCCGGCGACGCCUCUAUUGGCUCUCGGCCUUGGCAACGGCCGUCGUCAUGGUUACUGGCCCCUAGGCGCCGAUGGCCGAGGCCGCGCCUGCCCACCGGGCGGGGUCGCUGGUUGGCCGGGCCCAGGCGCGCGGGGACGCGGAGGCCGCGCAUCCUUUCCCGGCUCCCCACCCUCCUUGCCUUUGGGUGCGCGACAAACAAUCGCUCCGGGCUCAGGGCUGCGCGGCUCUUCCCUUCAUUCCAUGGGCCUUUUUUUGGGCACAAUAAAGCGUUUAAACCUUUCA
Molecule: messenger RNA, 1672 nt
Organism: Pan troglodytes (chimpanzee)
Lineage: Eukaryota; Metazoa; Chordata; Mammalia; Primates; Hominidae
Gene: H1-10
Product: H1.10 linker histone
Exons: 1
Coding region: 541-1182 (213 amino acids)
Biological process (GO): nucleosome assembly
Cellular component (GO): nucleosome
Molecular function (GO): DNA binding; structural constituent of chromatin
Source: RefSeq, a predicted model, not a curated record